This is a messenger RNA of Sphaeroforma arctica JP610, 767 nucleotides long. RefSeq lists its product as hypothetical. Bases 1 to 663 code for a protein of 220 amino acids. The transcript is spliced from 2 exons. The record is from RefSeq and is a predicted model, not a curated record. Lineage: Eukaryota; Ichthyosporea; Ichthyophonida.
AUGACGUACAACCCAGAUAAGUACCGUGUACCCUCCACCACAAAUGUCAGUGGCAAUGGUGCUGACCCCAUCUCCGAUGAGGCGCAGGACAGGGCAGCGCAAGUAACCAGCCCUCACGGCAGCGGUAGCGCCAGAGGGUCUGCGGCCAACAGCGCCCGGGGCUCUGCAGUGAACAAAGCCUACAACGGCCACGUGCAAACCAUGGGCACUACCAUGACUCAGCCCCAUACAACAAGACGCAGUUCAACACCCCAGACACUCACAAAGGUACUGACCACGAUCACACCCGCAACUGCCCGCGUGGGAACGACCGGUAGUCCGAAAAUUGGGUCCAGGUCACCGACGGCCCUCGUAUCCCCUACUAUACCGAGCGAUGCGGCGGCGGUUGCCUUGCAACGGGCGUAUAGUGUAAACACCCGGAGGGCCCCUGGGGAUGAAGGCUACCGAAUCGUUGACCCUCGAGAGAAUACACCACAGCUGCCGGUGCAAACACGGUCACCGGGACAAGCACAACAGGCGACGACUCAGAUGAAAGCGUAUAGGAGACCACCGCCAACGCCACCCGUCCCGUAUGCAAAGUCCAGGAGCGAUGAAUGUGUGGUUGAGAGUGGCGAGAGUGUGGGGAAGCACACGGACGUUGGUGCUAAACCAGGCUUGCGAUGAGCACGGGGGUGAGCGACUAUGGCCGACGCAGUUCACUUAGUGGGAACCAAGCACCGUGUAUUACAUCAGUUAGGACCUUUUUGCAAACAGUCGUGAGGUGGUCG